This is a messenger RNA of Nannizzia gypsea CBS 118893, 1587 nucleotides long. RefSeq names its product histone acetyltransferase type B catalytic subunit. The transcript has 4 exons. The record is from RefSeq and is a predicted model, not a curated record. Gene Ontology annotation, biological process: subtelomeric heterochromatin formation. The coding region runs from base 1 to 1587 and encodes 528 amino acids. Gene Ontology annotation, molecular function: histone H4 acetyltransferase activity. Gene Ontology annotation, cellular component: nucleus. NCBI's taxonomy places the organism in Eukaryota, Fungi, Ascomycota, Eurotiomycetes, Onygenales, Arthrodermataceae.
AUGGAUAAACAUAAUGAGUGGACAUGUGACGCCAACGAUGCAGUGGAAAUAUCCAUGGUCGAACCAGGCGAUGACGGCCAAAAGUUGACUGCCCGCUCGACUUUCUACCCCCAAUUCACAUACCCGCUCUUCGGAGACGAGGAAUCGAUAUUUGGCUAUAGGAAGCUGAACAUUGAACUUCGUUUUGCGGCUCACGACCUUCAAUCCCAUCUACAGAUCUCAUAUGAUGAGAAGUUCAAGCAAGUGGAGGAUAUAAAAGCUGUUGAUUUGCUAAGGAUUCUCAAACCAUAUCUUCCAGAAGCUUCUUUCUCGACUUUCGAUGAGUUUAAGAAGCGGAUAAACGAUGGCAGUGCGCCCAAGUUCACACCCCCGGGAAAGCUGGUUCAUAGCUAUUCGAGAGAUGAGAAAGACUACGAGAUAUGGGCUGGUUCUCUGGCCGAUCCGGAAGUGCGCAAGACGCUCGAUAGGAUACAGAUAUUUGUUUCGUUUUUCAUUGAAGGCGGAACUCCUAUCGAGACUGAUGACUUUGACUGGACGCUGGAAAGAUGGAUAAUAUAUUUCGUAUAUGAAAAGCACAAGAAGCCAUCCAGUCCAAAAGCAUCACGGUACUCCUUUGCCGGAUACGCAACCACAUAUAGAUGGUACUUUUUCCACCCAAAGUCAUCUAAUGACGCAAAGUUAGGAUAUGAGUCCCAGAAAACAGAUGCAUUCGACUCGUUCCCCGUAUCAAAGAUACCCGCGCGGCUGCGUAUUGCUCAGUUCCUCAUUAUUAAACCAUAUCAGCACGCUGGUCAUGGGUCCCAGCUCUACCGCACAAUCCAAAAGGCUUGCCUUGAUGACCCUACCCUCUUUGAACUCACAAUUGAGGACCCGAACGAGUCUUUUGAUGCACUUCGAGACUCAAAUGAUUACCAUAUGCUAAAGCCAGAAUUCAUCAAAAAUAACAUUAGCAUCAACCCCAACCUCCCAAACACCACGCCCGGAGCCUCCUUCUCUAACCUACCCAAACAUCCCCGCGUCAUGCCAACAUCACUCUUAAUACCAACAAAAACCCUCGAUGAUCUCCGACAAGAGUUCAAAAUCGCGCCUACACAAUUUGCCCAUCUGGUUGAAAUGUAUCUUCUCAGCCAGGUACCAGAGUCCCAUCGUGGAGCUGAGAACGUCAACAUGACUCGCCUCACUACUCAGAAGUCUCGAAUGCAGAACGAACAUGAUAGACGGUAUUAUUGGUGGCGCAUGCUCGUCAAGCAGCGAUUGUAUAAACGACAUCGCGACAUGUUGAUACAGAUCGACAAGGACGAACGAGUUGUGAAGCUUGAUGAGACGCUGCAAAACGUUGAAGAAGGGUACGAUGUUUUGCUGAAGGCAUUUGAUGAACGACCCUCUGGAUCAGGCAAGGGUAAGGGUAAGGCACGAGUGCAAGAUGGAGCUGAUGAUGAUACGGAGGGUGUGAGUGAGGCUCCUAUUUCUUCAAAUAAGAAACGGUCAAAGAGGAAGUUCACGGUUGAAGAGGAUGAUGAGGAUGAUGAGAUGGUAGAUGCUCAGCCUGCUAAGAAUGGAGGUGGGAAGAAGAAGCCAAAAGUCUAA